AGUUAAAGUUUCAACCAUUUGCUGAGCUGUUCUCACGAUGGUCGUCCACUGCUCUUACUGUAAUUUCAAGCUUUUUGAGUUGUAUCACCGCCACACCGGAAACACGAGAGACUUGUUCGACUUAGUGCCCGAUACAACUGACUCAGGAGCAAUAAUCUGAGUCGCAUGUAGGUUCAAAAUCAAGAUCGACAUCAAGACCCAGACCCAGACCCAUUGUUUACCCCCGCACAUCGGGAAGUAACACGUGGAGAGGCUGUGCCAGGGUGCCGAGCUGUAGCCCUCCAGAGCCCUUCAACGGGCCGCCCAGUGACUCCCAACCAAAACGAUCGCCUCCAUCAAGCCUUGGACAUGAAGUUCACAUACAAGUUCUCAAAUCUUCUGGGAACAGUUUACAGACUAGGAGACAUAAUAUUCUCCCAUGAUGGCAACACUGUCAUAUGUCCUGUUGGCAAUAAGAUCUCGGUGUAUGAUCUUCGCAACAACCGUGCCCACACACUGCCCAUUGAAGCCAGAUACAACUACACAACACUGGCACUGGCUCCAAAUGGCAUAAUUUUGAUAGCUGCAGAAGAAGAUGGGGAAGUGCACAUCAUCAACUUGAACUUCCGUAAUGUAUUGUACCGGAAACGCUUCAAUCGGCCAAUCAAGAGUAUUAAGUUUAGUCCAGAUGGCAAGCACUUCGCCCUCACCAAAGAGAAUGGAGUGUUUGUGUAUAUUGCUCCUGGUUCAAAUAAGAGGAUUUUUGACCCCUUUGUGAUGGAGAGAGUGUUCCAUGGAGCCUUUGAUGAUACCACCUGCUUGGACUGGUCUCAUGAUUCCAGACUCCUUGCUGUUGGGUCUCGAGACAUGACGACUCGCAUCUGUGCACUGACAAAAUUCAAAAACCUUAAGGAAUAUUCAAUUGGUGGGAUUAAAGAUACAGUUGUUGGCACAUUCUUUGAAGAGAAGACAUACGACUUGUGUACGGUUAGUGCAGACGGCCACAUCAAUGCUUGGGACUGUAGUGUAGAUGUUGAUGGCCUUAUCCCAGAGAAGGAUUUGUACAAGCCAAAGGCAAAGAAUGCUGCAGAUGAAGGAGAAGAUGACAUUCCCUUACCUGAGGACGAGGAAAAAACAACCACCAAAGAACCAAAGGAAGAAGAUGACCCAGAACUGCCCAAAGUCUUUUAUAAGCGCCGCUUUCGUGUAUUUAUGGACACUCACAUGGGCAAGCGUAAGGUGUCGGUUACAGCUGCUCAGUACCACAAGCGAAUUAACAUGUUGGUGGUGGCCUUUGCCUCAGGGGACUUUGUGAUGCUGGACAUGAAGGACAAAGGUGCUAUAGUGCAUUCACUCAACAUUUCCAACCAGACCAUCACAAGUGUAGCAAUGAACCAGAGUGGUGACUGGAUGGCUCUUGGUGUGUCCUCCCUUGGGCAGCUUGUGGUUUGGGAGUGGCAAAGUGAAAGUUUUAUCUUGAAGCAGCAAGGUCACUUCAACAACAUGAGGGUCGUGCUGUACUCCCCUGAUGGCCAAAAUCUCGCAACUGGUGGAGAAGACGGAAAGGUUAAGUUGUGGUCCUGCCAGACUUCAUUUUGCUUUGUGACUUUCUCAGAACACACAGCAGCAGUGACUGGUUUAGCCUUCACCCAGAGUGGCCGGGCCAUCAUAACGUCGUCUCUUGAUGGUACCGUGCGAGCUUUUGAUCUAACACGCUACAGAAACUUCAAGACACUGACUUCCACUCGACCAACACAGUUUUCUUGUGUUACUGUUGACUGCAGCGGGGAACUUGUGGCUUCAGGGAGCCAAGACAGCCAUGAUAUUUACCUUUGGUCACUUCAGACUGGAAGACUUUUAGAAGUUUUAGCUGGACAUCAAGGUCCUGUUAGUAGUGUUCAGUUUUCAAGCCAGCCAGGCAGCACUCUAAUGGUGUCCACUGGUUGGGACGGCACUGUCAAGGUCUGGGAUGCAAUAUCCAACACUACUUCCAAGGAAUCCAUUGGUCUGUCAUCUGAUGGUUUGUGUGUUUGUAUUCGCCCUGACGGCAAGCAGAUUGCUGUAGCCACCAUGGACGGCCAGAUCACCAUGUUCAACCCUUCCACUGGCCAGCAGGAAGGUAACAUUACAGGAAGAAAUGACUUGGGUGCUGGUAGAGCUGAUGCUGAUAAAAUUACUGCUAAAAAAAACUUACAAGCAAAGUCAUUUACCAGCAUUUGCUACAGUUCUGAUGGGAAGUGUCUCCUAGCAGGUGGUCAGGGUAAAAAUGUCUGCAUCUACAGCAUUGAUGAUGAACUCUUGAUAAAGAAGUUUGAAGUGACUCAGAACAGAUCUUUUGAUGCAAUGGAUGACAUCAUAAACCGUAGAAAAAUGGCAGAAAAUGGCAUCAACUUAUCAUUAAUAGAGGAAAGAGAUAAUAACAAUGAGAAGGUGGCCAUUAAGCUGCCUGGCACACGUCAAGGAAACAUGUCUCUAAGAGCUUUCAGGCCAGAAGUCCGUGUCAGCUGUCUAACAUUCUCUCCUACUGGGAGAAGCUGGGCAGCCAGCACUACUGAAGGACUCUUAGUCUAUUCUCUUGACAACAACUGGCUUUUUGACCCACUGGACCUUGACUUCUCCAACACCCCAUCAGCCAUCAAACAGAAGCUGAAAGAAAAAGAUUAUUCAACAGCUCUAAUGAUGGCUGUGCGUUUGAACAUCAACACCCUGAAACAAGAGGUCAUCGAAACCAUUCCAGUACAAUCAAUUAAUGUUGUGGUGAGCAACCUGACACAGUUAUAUGUGGAAGGAGUGCUUGCUUACAUAGCAGAAGCAAUAGAAUCUACUAGACACAUUGGGCUCUACAGCCACUGGGCUACAGCACUGGUUACCUCCCACGGCAACAACCUCAAGACUCGCUCCCCUCAAAUUAUGAGUGUCCUUAAUGGACUACAAAAAUCUCUUGUUCUUCACCACACCAACCUCAGCAAAGUAUGCAGCCACAAUGAAUACAUGUUAAGCUAUCUCCUGUCACAAGCAUCGCUGAGAAAGAAACGAAAGACUGAUAACACCCCUAAAGAAGAACAAGAGGAAGAUGAAGACUCCCAUGUAGUGCCCAGUGAAGAACAGAUAGAGGAUUUGUUUGAUGAAGACCUAAGCUUAUGAUACUACCCAAACAAACCUGUAAGCUCCAUCAUUCUGUGCAGCGUGGUUACCUUCUCCCGAGGCUUGCCCAACCUGGCCCCAGCUAGCAUCUCGUGUUGGUCCAGCUGCUGCCACUGCUUGAAGGAUACUACCUGUAUCCCUGAGGCAGAGAGAGAGAGAGAGUGUGUGUAUGUAUGUAAAUUUAUAAAUAAAUGUGGUGUCUUUAUCAA
This is a messenger RNA of Portunus trituberculatus (swimming crab), 3332 nucleotides long. RefSeq names its product periodic tryptophan protein 2 homolog. The transcript is spliced from 19 exons. Gene Ontology annotation, biological process: maturation of SSU-rRNA from tricistronic rRNA transcript (SSU-rRNA, 5.8S rRNA, LSU-rRNA); ribosomal small subunit assembly. Bases 349 to 3123 code for a protein of 924 amino acids. Gene Ontology annotation, molecular function: protein binding. Gene Ontology annotation, cellular component: small-subunit processome; Pwp2p-containing subcomplex of 90S preribosome. The record is from RefSeq and is a predicted model, not a curated record. NCBI's taxonomy places the organism in Eukaryota, Metazoa, Arthropoda, Malacostraca, Decapoda, Portunidae.